AAAAACAAAGGGAGAUCCAGAAGGUCAAACCUUCUCGGGCGGUGAAGUGAAACUGAAGAUCCAAUUUUUCGCGUUGAUACUACGAAGCUUCGCCUUUUUCACUGCUUUUGGAGAGAUCUCCGCUCGAUCUCUCUCCCUUUCCCUCUCUCUCUCUCUCUCUCUCUCUCUCUCGACGCGAGGAGAAAUGCAGAUCGUGCCCAGAUCUGAGCUCGUCGAAUUCGUGCCCGCGUCGCUCUAGCGCAGAUUCGAGAGAUACCCAGAAGGAAAAAUCCCUCCUUUUCGUCUGGGCUGCAUCGGAGAGAGCGAUCGGGACAAUGGGUCCGUCCCCGAUCAGGAUUCGCGCCGUCUUUCCUGGUCUCUUGGUCUUUGUAGCUCUCGCCCUCUUGGCUGUCGCUCCGAUCGCUUCUGCCCAGGAUACUCUUGCUGGAACUGAGAGGGGAGAUGAUAGGGAGUCGAUCGUCAGGGAUCUGGGCCGGCGCAGCAAGAUUAUCCUCAACAAGCUGGGUAAUGGUGCUGCUGAGGAUGGCGCCUCUGUUGGGAUAAGUAUUGGUUUGGAUGGUCCUGGUCUUGGAAUUUUUGAUGCAUUCUUUGCGAGUCUGUCGAUGAUCCUCGUCAGUGAGAUCGGAGACGAGACCUUUAUAAUAGCAGCUUUGAUGGCAAUGCGCCACCCAAAGUCAAUUGUGUUGUCUGGCGCUCUCACGGCAUUGAUUGUAAUGACAGUGCUUUCCACUGGACUUGGUAGAGUUGUCCCAAAUCUGAUAUCGAGGAAGCAUACAAAUAGUGCAGCCACAGUUCUAUACCUAUUUUUUGGGUUGCGGUUACUUUAUAUAGCAUGGAGGUCAGAUUCAAAGUCAUCUCAAAAGAAAGAAAUGGAGGAGGUAGAAGAGAAACUAGAGACCGGACAAGGGAAAACAACCUUCCGCCGUUUCUUUUCAAGAUUUUGUACGCCCAUCUUUCUAGAGUCCUUUAUUUUGACCUUCUUGGCAGAAUGGGGAGAUCGUAGCCAAAUUGCUACAAUCGCUCUAGCAACACACAAGAAUGCCGUUGGAGUGGCUGUUGGGGCGACAAUAGGACACACCAUAUGUACAUCGGUUGCAGUGGUGGGUGGAAGCAUGUUAGCAUCCAAGAUCUCACAGCGGACAGUUGCUACCGUUGGUGGCCUUCUCUUUCUUUGUUUUUCUUUGUCUUCAUAUUUUUACCCUCCCUUAUAGGUAAUAUUGUAGGCUAACAUGAUUCUUUAUGAGCUCUGAAAAACCCGUGCUUCCUCUUUCUCUUCACGAAAGUUGAUAUUAACUGCUGAUAAUUAGACCUUUUCAGUGAUCUUUUGUAAAAUGUUGGCGCGUGUUAAAAGUCUUCUGGUUUUUUUUCUCCUC
Molecule: messenger RNA, 1373 nt
Organism: Syzygium oleosum
Lineage: Eukaryota; Viridiplantae; Streptophyta; Magnoliopsida; Myrtales; Myrtaceae
Product: GDT1-like protein 4
Exons: 9
Coding region: 315-1211 (298 amino acids)
Biological process (GO): Golgi calcium ion homeostasis; manganese ion transmembrane transport; calcium ion transmembrane transport
Cellular component (GO): Golgi apparatus
Molecular function (GO): calcium ion transmembrane transporter activity; manganese ion transmembrane transporter activity
Source: RefSeq, a predicted model, not a curated record